This is a messenger RNA of Osmia bicornis bicornis, 693 nucleotides long. Its product is annotated as protein obstructor-E-like. Bases 1 to 693 code for a protein of 230 amino acids. Gene Ontology annotation, molecular function: chitin binding. The record is from RefSeq and is a predicted model, not a curated record. The transcript has 3 exons. Lineage: Eukaryota; Metazoa; Arthropoda; Insecta; Hymenoptera; Megachilidae. Gene Ontology annotation, cellular component: extracellular region.
AUGUCGCGAUACGUGGUCACCCUUUUGUUACUUGGUUGUGUCGGAUUAAGUAGAGGACAGUUUAGAUGCCCGGAACUUAAGGGUUUCUUCCCGGAUCCGGAACAGUGCGAUCUUUAUUACGCCUGCGUGGAUGGUAAGGCGGAAGAGAAAUUGUGCAAGGACGGGCUCGUCUUCAGGGACGACAACCCUAAGAAGGAGUUCUGUGAUCUACCGGCCAAUGUACCCUGCGGUGAUAGAACUCUUCUUCAGGAACCACAGCCAUCGAAAGGAUGCCCGCGUGCCAAUGGAUACUUCAAGCACGAAGAUCCGACCGCGUGUGACCGUUUCGUGAACUGCAUCGAUGGCGUGCCCCAGGUAAUGCCUUGUCCGCCUGGCUUAAUCUACGAGGACAAGAUGUCAAGUUGCGUAUGGGCUGCGGAUGCCAGCAGGCUGUGCGAGCACGUGAAGAGAGACGCCCUUGACGAUGGUUUCGUUUGUCCUGACGGUGAUGUGGCUGGUCCCCUCGGCAGGAUCUUACCCCAUCCUACGUAUCCUCAUCCGGAGGACUGUGCCAAGUUCUACAUUUGCAAAAAUGGCGUCCAACCGCAGAAAGGACAAUGCGAGGCUAGCACCGUUUACAGCGAGGACAGCUUUAGGUGUACCGAUCCGGAGAACGUGCCUGGAUGCGAGGAUUAUUACAAGAACAAGAACUGA